UUGACGGUAAGAGGAGUGGCAGAAUGAGUCUGUGGCGGGCAUUGCAGGUCCUAUAAAAACGAAAAAAAGCAACAGAGAGAGAAGAAAGCGGACUGCUACCAUCAAAAUAACACAAUAGACAAGGAGCACUGCGUGGUAAACCAGGAAGCAGCUUCUUCAUGCACAUCUGUCCUCUCUCUCUGGGGCGUGCAUGGGCGUUUCAGCAUCUUUACGCACGCAUGCUAACACAAAGCUCAACAAGGUACGUCUCUGGAAUGUUAACUCUUGGCUUUUCUAGACCAGAGGCCUACAACAUCCUCCUCUAAAACUAGAACAACCUCAGUGCCGGUGGAUAACCCCCAUCGAAGCACACCUAGUGAAUUCGACCUGACGGUGGAUACUACAGCUUCCAUCCAGACAGCAAAGCAUUUCCAUUGCUCAUUUUUAAACAGUUAAAUCCAUAAAUUUGACUGUUAGUGUUCCUUUUUUUUUAAUAAGGAUUUUUAUAACUGUGUGCUUUACUUCCAAGAGAGAUUUUUUUAAAGUGAUCUGUAAAAAUGGCUUCUGCAAUGGAAGCAGUGGACAUAGGUGUGGUAGCACUGUAUUUUGUCCUGGUGCUAGCCAUUGGGUUUUUUGCCAUGUGGAAAGCCAAUCGCAGCACGGUGAGCGGCUACUUCCUGGCUGGACGCUCCAUGACGUGGGUAGUGAUCGGCGCGUCACUCUUCGUCAGCAACAUUGGAAGUGAACAUUUCAUAGGCCUGGCUGGGUCAGGAGCAGCAAGUGGCUAUGCUGUUGGAGCGUGGGAAUUUAAUGCACUUCUACUUCUGCAGCUGCUCGGCUGGGUGUUUAUCCCUGUGUACAUACACUCGGGAGUCUACACCAUGCCCGAGUACCUGUCGAAACGCUUCGGUGGCAAGAGGCUAAAGUUUUACUUUGCUCUCUUGUCUGUGUUACUUUACAUUUUCACCAAGUUGUCUGUGGACCUAUUUGCUGGAGCUCUCUUCAUUCAGGAGUCCCUGGGGUGGAACCUUUAUGUGUCCAUCGUCCUGCUCAUCAGUAUGACUGCACUGCUCACUGUCACUGGUGGUUUGACGGCAGUACUCUACACGGAUACGCUUCAGGCAGUGUUGAUGAUUGGUGGAGCCCUAACCUUAACCAUCCUCAGCCUGAUCAAAGUUGGUGGGAUGGAGGGUGUCAGAACGAAGUACAUGCAGGCAGUUCCCAACGUUACUGCUAUAAUGGCCACUGGAAACUUCACCUAUUCUCCUUCCUGCCGCAUUGAGCCUAAAGCAAACUCGCUGCAUGUCCUUCGAGGUCCCCUGGAUGAAGACGUCCCAUGGCCGGGCUUCCUUCUUGGCCAGACCCCUGCAUCUAUUUGGUACUGGUGUGCAGACCAGGUCAUUGUUCAGAGAGUACUAGCAGCAAAGAACAUCGCUCACGCCAAGGGCUCAACGCUCAUGGCUGGAUUUCUCAAGAUCCUGCCCAUGUUUCUAAUAGUCAUCCCAGGAAUGAUCUCCCGCAUCCUGUUUGCGGACGAGAUUGCCUGCAUUAGUCCGGAGCACUGCAUGUCUGUGUGCGGUUCUCAGGCCGGCUGCUCGAACCUCGCCUACCCGCGCCUGGUCAUGGCGGUGAUGCCGGUGGGACUCAGGGGUUUGAUGAUGGCAGUCAUGAUCGCUGCCCUGAUGAGUGACCUAGACUCGAUCUUCAACAGUGCGAGCACCAUCUUCACACUGGACAUCUACAAAACUGCUCGAAAGGAGGCGUCUCAGCGAGAGCUGCUGAUUGUAGGCCGUGUGUUUGUUGUGGUCAUGGUGGUAAUCAGCAUCGCCUGGGUCCCCGUUAUUGUUGAAAUGCAAGGUGGACAGACGUACCUCUACAUCCAAGAAGUUGCUGGCUACCUCACUCCACCAAUUGCUGCCCUCUUCCUGUUAGGCGUGUUCUGGAAACGGUGCAAUGAGACAGGUGCAUUUUGGGGAGGCAUGACAGGGUUCAUACUCGGUACCCUGCGACUGAUCCUAGCUUUUAUCUACCGCCAGCCUCGCUGUGACCAGCCAGAUGACAGGCCCGCCUUCAUCGUUAAUGUUCACUUCAUGUAUAUUGCCACUGGGCUGUUCUGGAUUUCAGGGUUGGUGGCGGUGGUGGUCAGCCUCUGCACCUCUCCGCCAGAUGAGGAGCAUGUUCGCACCACCACAUUCUGGGGGCUCCGCAACAUUGUACCGGUUCGCCCAAAGGAUGGAAAGAAAACGCACAGGCACACUGAAAAUAGCCUUUGUAGAGCCGACAGAAAAUUCCAAGAAGAAGUGCCCCCAGAUGUGAGAAAUGAGAGGCUUUUAGAAGAGGUGGAUGUCGAACUCCUGGUCCCGUCCACUGACAAUGACUCAGCAACACCUAGUACGGAAACAUCCCCUGCCACCACCCCUGCAGACGGAUUUGUUGGUGGAAGGAUGGAAAUGAUCAGAGAGGACAGCCACAAUGUUGAUGGGGAGACUAGCAGGUGUAGGCGUUUACUGGAGUGGUUUUGUGGAUGCAAGGAGGAAGCACAGCCCACUGACCAAAAAGUAGCACGGGAGGACGCAACAGUCAUUGCAGAGAUGCUGUACGAGCCACCUAGAGUUAAAAUUCUCCUCCGCGUGGGUCUGGUAGUCAUCUGCUGCGUGGACGUCUUCAUGUAUGUUUAUUUCUCACUGUAGUUGAACUCUGCACCGAACUAAUGUGGACUGGCGUGAGCGUUUUUAUUAAGGUGGAAGUAAUGUGGAAGAUUGCCGGCUGUUACAAGCAAACGGUUGAAUUUUCAAAGAUUUGAGAAGCUCUAUCUGUAAUAUUUACAGUUGUCUUUUGUAGCUCUCUAACAACGAUCUAACAUGACUCUAAUCAUAUUUUUAAAUGAUUAAAGCUUUGCCACAUGAAAACAAUUGUAAUCCUUAAUGACUAAGAAACUUAUUUGGCACAUGUCCAUUUUGUAUAGCGUUUGUUGUUAAUCCUGCAUUCACAAUAUGUACUGUUUUUUUAAUUAUUGUACUCUUGGUGAAUUUAAUAUUUGCCUUAUUUGACAUAUGCACUUGUCUUUGGUGAAAAAUAGAUGUAUUCUGUGAUUUUGUUUCUAAUCUUGUUGACAGUUAAUGUAGGCUUAGUUGCUGUGUAGCAUACACAUGUCUAGUAAGUCAAAAAACUAAGUUUUCUGCCGCUGAACACUGUAUUAUUACGGUAUUAUUUCAGUUGAACUUCAAGUAUGUGAUUACUGUGUAUUUUUUUUAUUGUGCCCUUGACUAUCAUUUCAAGGUUAUUAGCAAAGGACCUUAUAAAUAUCCAUUUUGUUUUGAUGGAGAGAAUACAUAGAAAUGAUAUCCAACUCUCUUUUUUAAAGAGACCAUUAUGAAGUUUCUAAAACAAGUUAAGUGCGAAGAAGCAUUGCUUCUCUGCUGCUGUUAUGAACAUGAUGUGGUUAGAUUUAGCCUACUGGAGGUAUUGUGUUAAAUGGAAUAUGUACGUGUUUUGCAGCACAGGAAAUGAAGAGACGAAGCACAACAUUAGAAAUUGUUGUCCUUUUUAAAAAAACAAAAAGAAAGAAAAAUGUCAUCUUGAUUGAAGACAUAGUCAAACUUAAUAUAAUGUGGUACUCAUUUUAAUUGAUUCCAUUUACAACAGGUGCUGCAUUGCUAUUUUGUAGAAAUGCUUUAUAUACUUUUUAUGCACUACCAAUGUUUGUAAUUCUGUAUCAAUUUAUAUUUUAUGCGUAUUAUAUGUUUCAAAUCAUUGAAAAGUGUGUUGAGUCUGUUGCAUUAUGUUAACAUUGUGUAUGAUAUAAUUCAAUGUGUAUCAAUGUACCUUUAGUGCACUGCAGUGCAUUUAAUCAUGUUUCAAGUGCAUCUUUUAUAAACCUCUUACCAAAUGUGUCUUAGUAUGCAAUCAUCCUGAAAAUUGUGUGCAGUGAAUACCACAUUUGUUUAAAGCCAUGUGACAAAAACAAAAUAAAGAAAAAAAUAUUUGUGUUCGAAUGUAUUUGUGAAUUUGACGACAUUGUUGAAUGAGCUCAGUCUAAAAUGUCAUUGCCAUAAAUGAUUGAUACUGCAAGUGAUGAUUUCUGUACGGGAAGGAGCUUUAAAAAGGGUUUCUUUCUUUCUGAUCGAAUAUAGGUUGUUAUUUUUUUUUAUUUUUGGAGACUGAUAAUAAAGUUUCUGUGGAGACAAAGACA
This is a messenger RNA of Sebastes umbrosus (honeycomb rockfish), 4171 nucleotides long. RefSeq names its product solute carrier family 5 member 3b (gene slc5a3b). Gene Ontology annotation, cellular component: plasma membrane. Gene Ontology annotation, molecular function: D-glucose:sodium symporter activity. Lineage: Eukaryota; Metazoa; Chordata; Actinopteri; Perciformes; Sebastidae. The coding region runs from base 537 to 2669 and encodes 710 amino acids. The transcript has 2 exons. The record is from RefSeq and is a predicted model, not a curated record. Gene Ontology annotation, biological process: myo-inositol transport; inositol metabolic process; transmembrane transport.